CGUGGAACAACUUCUCCUUACCAGCUCCCAGGCUUAAUGUCUGGCAGUGACGUCCAAGACCCCCGUCCCCUGACAUGGCCUGUGCGUCUGACCCUCCAGAAGCACCGCUGCCACCGCCGCCUGAUCAUACAUACAGUGUGUCAACGUCAACGUCGUCUUUUGAGCUAGUAACCAAGUGUGAAGCCCUUACGCAGAAGGUCGCUGAGCUCCAACACCAGCUGGAAUCCAUUCAACUGCAAUCUCGUUUUGGACUGCAGCACAUCGUUGGAUCCGAUGCGGAUCUCCGGUAUUACACCAGAUUUGCUUCCUAUGAGCACUUCAAACGUUUUUGGGAGUUGGUGGAGCCAGCUGCUAAGACUAAGAUGGUACGGAUCACCUCUAGUAGCAGUAGCAGUGAACCAGCCCAACCGAGAGCUACGAAGCUUGCCCCUGUGGAUGAGCUGUUGCUCUUUCUGAUGCACCUCUCUGCAGGUCUGGACCUGAGGGACCUCGCCAUCCGUUUCAGGAUUCAUUCAUCCACGGCCAGCAGAAUAAUCACAACGUGGACCCACUUCCUGUAUCAUCUGCUUGGUUCCAUUCGUCUCUGGAUUCCACCAGAAGAAGUGAAAGCUCAUCUACCACCAGAUUUUUCCUUUUUCCCUGAUACACAAGUGGUCCUUGAUUGCACAGAGAUCUACUGUCAGACUCCCUCCUCUCUCCUUCUGCAGAGUGAAGUCUACUCUACAUACAAGUCGCACACCACCUUCAAGGCCAUGAUUGGCAUUGCACCACAUGGUGCAAUUACCUUUGUCUCACCACUGUAUGCAGGUUCAAUGAGUGACAGGGAGAUUUUCAGGUUGUCGGGCAUCACUAAACUUCUUACACCAGAGAUGGCCAUUAUGGUGGAUAAGGGCUUCUUGGUGGACAAUCUCUGCCCAGGAAAAGUGUACCGACCAGCUUUCCUGUCGAAGAACGCACAAAUGACCAAAGAGGAUGUCCAGAAGACAGGCAAUUGCCCGUUUGAGACUCCAUGUCGAGCGCAGCAUCAGGAGGGUGAAGGAGAACAAACUAUUUGAUGCUGUCAUCCCUCUGUCCAUGUGUGGAAGCAUUGACCAGCUGUUUUCUGUUGCAUGCCUCCUGUCCAAUUAUCAGAAUGGACCGCUGGUUAAGGCAUGGGCUGCAAAGAAGUGAGAGCUUUAAAGUGGUUAGUUUUUAGAAUUAGUUCUGUCACUUAGGCCUAAUAAUCAGUUCUUUCAUCUAAUGAUUAGUUAUGCAAAUAAUCAGUUCUUAAUGGUUUAAAUGUUUUAUUGUUCAUUUUUACAAAUCUAUACAACUGAACAGAUUUCUGUUGUUCGUUACAAACAAGUUAUUGUUAUUAGUGUUUGCACAAGCAAUGUUAUCUUCAUUUUACAAAUCUAUACAAGACUUGUACCAGAAAACAAGACAAAGGUGGCUAUUUUUGCCCAAGCAAUGUUAUUUCCAUUUUACAAAUCUAUCCAAGACUUGUACCAGAAAACAAGACAAAGGUGGCUAUUUUUGCCCAAGCAAUGUUAUUUCCAUUUUACAAAUCUAUACAAGAUUUGUGUACCAGAAAACAAGGCACAGGUGGUCAUGUCUGCACAAGCAAUGAGAUCAUCAAAUGUAGAGAUGUUUUUGUUCAUUUUUACAAGUGCACAGGUAUCACCAAAUGUAGAGAUGUUUUUGUUCAUUUUUACAAGUGCACAGGUAUCGCCAAAUGUAGAGAUGUUUUUGUUCAUUUUUACUAAACUAAAACUUGAACUGAUUAAAUGAUUUUAAAAAGUUGAGUAAUCUACAACAACAACAAUUGUAAACUGAACACUGAAUGUGGAACUAUUGUAAGUGAACAAAGAUAAUUUUAAACAGUUGUAAUUGAACAAAGAUUAUUUUAAACAAACAGAC
Messenger RNA from Alosa alosa (allis shad), 1899 nucleotides. RefSeq lists its product as uncharacterized. NCBI's taxonomy places the organism in Eukaryota, Metazoa, Chordata, Actinopteri, Clupeiformes, Clupeidae. The coding region runs from base 75 to 1055 and encodes 326 amino acids. The record is from RefSeq and is a predicted model, not a curated record. The transcript has 2 exons.